AUGGCAGAAGUCCCUUGUGAAGAAGGUGGAGACUCAGCUGCUGUGAUGGAGCUGCUGGAGCAGAGAGCAGAGGGAAGGAGCAAUUUCAGCCACAGAUGCACCAAUAACAGAAAGGCGAUUAUUGCGGUCACCGUGCUCACCGUGGUGCUGCCUCUCACAGUCACCAUCAUCAUGCUGGCAGCUAAGAAAGACCCACCCUGCCCAGCUACCGCCCUGCCCAGCUGCCUGGAGAGUGGGAUUGGCUUCGGGAACAAGUGCUUUUACUUUCUGGAGGAGGAAGUGGACUGGGAAGGGAGUCAGCACUCCUGCCUCUCCCGCCAAGCCCACCUGGCCACCAUUGACACCAGGGAGGAGCUGCAUUUCCUCCUGCGCUAUGGGAACUUCAUGGAAUACUGGGUUGGUCUCUGGAGGGAAGGUUCUGGACCUUGGAAAUGGCUCAAUGGUUCCCUCUUCAAUGCCCUGUUUGACAUCCAGGGCAAUGGCCACUGCGCCUACACGAACUCCCACAGGAUCAGCAGCGACAGGUGCUCUGAGACGAAAUUCUCCAUCUGCAGCCACCUGCAGAGACAUCCCAGUGAAGCCCAGAAGGAUACAGAAAUCCUGAAUUCCACCUGA
Agelaius phoeniceus (red-winged blackbird) is the source of this 615-nucleotide messenger RNA. Lineage: Eukaryota; Metazoa; Chordata; Aves; Passeriformes; Icteridae. The record is from RefSeq and is a predicted model, not a curated record.